AUGGGUCUCCUCGACAAGCUUAAGAAGAAGGAUCAGUCCGACGACAACACGGACUCGGCAGGGGAGGAUGGCGGGCGCAGGGUGGACGCCGCCGAGUUCACAUUUAUUCGGACAGAUACCGCCGGCCAGGAAAUCAUUCGACCCCCCAAUGACGGCCAGGAGCAGAAGAAGCUGCUCUCGCCCAAGACUUCGGUGCGUUCGUCGCCCCGCCGGAGCCUCGACGUCUUUCGAUCAAGUCGAUCGCGCAGCGAGUCCGUGUCCUCGCAGACGAGCCACUCUUCUAGACGGCGCCUCUCGGAGCGACUGCACCUGAGCAGGCAGGCCGAGUCUUCCGAGAAUGUCCCCGAGAACCUGCCCGCGAUCACGCGCUCCGACCCGGCCGACGAGUCGCAGUGGGAGCAGCGGGCGACGAUGCUGGCGGGACAGAAUGAACUCGCCCGUGGAAGGCCCGCGUCGCCUGUCCCCUCCGAGGGCGUGUCGCGGAUGAGCCUGGCGCCUGGGAGCACCGGGAGGAAGAGGAGUGCCAGCUCGUCAAAGGCCAUAGAUGACGAUAUCCAGCAAGCCAUCCGGUUACACGAGGAGGGGGACCUGGAGCAGUCGACCAAGAUAUUCGGACGGCUGGCCGAUCCGCAGGGGCCGAACAACCCGCUGAGCCAGGUUCUGUACGGUCUUGCGUUGCGACACGGAUGGGGCUGCGACCCUGAUCCGGCCAAGGCCAUCACCUAUCUCACCGCGGCGGCGUCCAACUCGGCCGCCAUCGAGCAGCUUGCCCUCCAGGCGGGCAUGAAGAAGGGCGGCGCCGCCAAGGGGGAGUUGGUCAUGGCGAUAUUCGAACUCGGCAACUGCUUCCGCCACGGCUGGGGCAUCAAGAAGGACUUUGUCGCCGCGAGGCAGCGGCAAGUCUCGCCGCAGCAGUCACUCCCAAGGCCAACCGGUACACUAACAAAAGCUUCAACAGACGCUAUGAACGAAGCUGCCUUUUGCUACCUCAAUGGAAUCGGUGGUGAAAAGGACAAGUACACCGCGGCCCGGUACUUUCGACAAGCCGAAGAAGCCGGCAACAAGACUAUCGGAAAUUCAUGGUGCCCGUUUGUCAUGUCCUUUGCGUUUGUGGCAUUUUCUGCCAGAAGCACGCUUGACCCCCGUUCGUACACAUCUCUGCGCACAUACGCGAACCCAUGUAAAAAGAAGGAAAGAAACCGCAUCCAGGGACCAGGCAGCUUGGUGUCCGGUGAUGAAGCCUGUUUUCUAAACGUUCACGUUGCGGUGUGCAUUGCGUCUCCUCCCUCGCGAAUUCAGAUACGUCGCCAAUCAACCAAAUCCAUCAUGCAAACGUGCUGCCCUGUCCGUCUCGCCACCAUCCAACUACCUAGAUACGUACUCCGUGCCCGGCAUCAUUUGACGCGCCACCAGCCCAGGAGACCAAAACCCCGAAAAAUCCAGCCAACCCGCACCCGCGCCAAGGUCACGAUAGCCCAAGAUCGAGGCACAUGCGCAAGCGGUGUGAGACCACCCUGUCUAGGACGGUGUCUAAGACAAGCAAACCCCCGUGUCUCACCUCCGGGCCGCGGCCAUCACAACGUCCAGAAACUGCCAUUUUUAGCUUCCCCCCACCAGUGGCCGCUGUGGCUGGGCCCAGCGUCUCCGCGCUCAUUGGCCUUUGUGACAAAGGUCAACUGCUACUCGCUUGUCUUCGUCGUCACGUUGUUGCGAACAGAUGCUACUCUCCAACUUUCCCCUGCAAGCGAGCUGGCCUGCUCCGUUCCCAUGCGUCUCGACGUAAGGCACACUUUGACAUUACAUUCAAGCACUGCUAUCGAGUACAUAAAACCCAAGGAAAGAGGCGGCGACGGCGAGUCGCCAAGCCUAGAAAUAAACAAGUCAUUUGCACAAAAUAUCAAUGCUCGCUCGCUUGCUAAAAACAAACAACCCAUCAAAGUUAAAGGAAAUUUCGUCAAAAGUAACAAACAUGAAAACAUUCCAUCAUCAAGUAUUCAAGAGGACGGAGUCGGCACAAAAAUAACACUUCGUUGCGUGAGCAAAUGGUCUGAUUGGCUGAGUCAUGUCCGCGAAGAAGACAGUCAAGAAUAA
Messenger RNA from Metarhizium acridum CQMa 102, 2091 nucleotides. Lineage: Eukaryota; Fungi; Ascomycota; Sordariomycetes; Hypocreales; Clavicipitaceae. The record is from RefSeq and is a predicted model, not a curated record.